This is a messenger RNA of Loxodonta africana (African savanna elephant), 813 nucleotides long. RefSeq lists its product as uncharacterized. Bases 1 to 813 code for a protein of 270 amino acids. The record is from RefSeq and is a predicted model, not a curated record. NCBI's taxonomy places the organism in Eukaryota, Metazoa, Chordata, Mammalia, Proboscidea, Elephantidae. The transcript has 2 exons.
AUGAGUUCUCGAUUAAUAUUUCGUGAAAAAAUGAAUCAAUCUCCAGACUCAGAACAUUCAGCUCAAAAACCACUAGGCAAUCCUGAAGCUACUUUUGCUGUCAUAAUGUACAAAACUCCCAUACUGCUGUGGGCCCAUGAAGUCUGGUGGAACUCGUUAACAGCAGCAACCCAGCAAACACACCGCAACCUUCCUUCCCCCACUUACCACCCCAGACCAGGGCAAGUGAGGGCAGCGAACGAGUGCGAACGCCGGCCCGGGCCGACGCGAUCGCCCGCCACUAGGCCUCCUCCGACCCCGGCCCCAUCACCUGUGGCGAAAACGCCCCCUCCCCCGGCCUCUGUGCCCUUCAAGCCGACCGUAUCCCCCCCACCCCGCCCCAGCCGCUCCCCGCCCGGCCUGCGAGGAGGAUGGAGCACGGCGCCAGGUUCCCCUCGGCGGCCGCGGGGCCCCAGCCCCCUUGAACUGGUUACUAACCGCGGCUGCGACCGAGCGGGGCAGCCGGCGGAGGGAGGGUCUCUAACAGUGAGGAGAGGGGGCGAGCAGGCAGGCCCGGAACUGCAGGGGGUCGCAAGGUCCUACCUAACACCGUCGGUCUCCUCCGUCUCCUCCUCAACGGCAGCGGCCCCGGCGGUGGCGGCGGCAGCGACAUUCCUGGGGAGCGCUCCCGCCGCCGCCGCCUCCUCCUCCACUCUCUGCUCGCCUGUCUUCCCCGGCGCGCUCACCGAGCUCCGCGUCCCUUCAGCCGCCUCCCCCCACCCCCAACACACACGCCCCGAAACCUCAAGCCCUACGGCGCCCGCUGCUUGGUAA